UCAUUGCUCCGCAUUGCAUCAAGUCCCAAGAUAUUCGAGCUCUUCAACAUGCCUCCGGUUGCUGCUGCGGGUGGUAUGGCCGGUCCAUCGCCAUUCGACAAAGCCAAGAUGGGAGCCAUGAUGGGCGGCACCGUCGGUCUUUGCAUUGGAUUCAUAUUCGGAUCUUAUAGCAUUAUCACGCAGGGUCCUGGCCCUCGGGGUAUGCUGCGAACACUGGGCCAGUACAUGCUUGGAUCGGCCGCUACGUUUGGCUUCUUCAUGUCUAUCGGUACCACGAUUCGGACAGAAAGUUCGCCAAUUCUCACAGAGGCAUUUCGACGAGCACAUGCACAGCACGGUCCGCCGGCCAUUGCGCCUUUGCAUCGGUUGAGGCGACCACACGCCGUGGCGCAACUUUCGUGAAGAGAUGCGACCACCUUGCACCUGGUCUCACCAAGAGAGGUUGUCGGGACCUAUACGAGUUCAAGCUCUACCGCAGAUUCGCACUGCGGCGAUUGGCAUUCCACAGCCAAAGUGAACUUUUAUUCAUGAUGAAAGAGUUGGGACAUGUCAAAAAAUGGGUUGGUUUCGAUUUGCGGCGGCAGCCAUUGAUCGAAUGUAUCACCACAUGUACACAAGCACCAUGACCGAGAUGCUCUAAAAGCAUCAUUACCACAAAUUGAAAUUCAGUCCAUGGGCAAAACAAAAACGUUAUCCACC
Messenger RNA from Dissoconium aciculare CBS 342.82, 699 nucleotides. RefSeq lists its product as uncharacterized. Bases 49 to 402 code for a protein of 117 amino acids. The transcript is spliced from 4 exons. Gene Ontology annotation, cellular component: TIM23 mitochondrial import inner membrane translocase complex. The record is from RefSeq and is a predicted model, not a curated record. Lineage: Eukaryota; Fungi; Ascomycota; Dothideomycetes; Mycosphaerellales; Dissoconiaceae. Gene Ontology annotation, biological process: protein import into mitochondrial matrix; protein insertion into mitochondrial inner membrane.